AUGUUUGCGCCAUCCAGCUGUCCCGAUGCUAGGACAGGGCACCCACACGUGGCAGCUUCGCGCAAGGCAUCUGGCAUCGCCUUCCGCCAGCCCCUCGACGCGACCUUCACCGGCGACGUUGACUACGAGCAAAAGUAUCCCCCAGACGCGUAUGGCGAGGAACUCAGCGCCACCGCACGCGUAUGGCGCGUGUACAACGACGAGGCACAUGUCAUCGAUGCGCAAAUGAUCAGGAGUUUCAACAGCACGCUGGACGUGCUGCUCGUAUUUGCCGGUCUCUUUUCCGCUGUCGUGACGACGUUCGUCGCGCAGAGCUCGCAGGCGCUGAGCCCGGACUAUGCGCAAAUCACGGCGUCCCUCGUCUACGAGCUCGUGCUCAUGCAACGUGCGGCCGACUCUGGUGAAUCGAGCAAGGUCCCUGUGUCUUCACUGUCUUUCGACUCGGAGACGCAUCAGCCGACCGAUAUUUGGGUGAAUGCGCUCUGGCUCGUCAGCCUCACACUAUCGCUUCUGACCGCCCUGAUGGCAGUGCUGGCAAAGCAAUGGCUUCAACACUACCAUUCACUACACAAGGGAUCGCCGCGCGACCGUGCCCAUCUCCGCCACUACCGCUUCCGAAGCCUCGAGCGCUGGAAGGUGCCCGCCAUUGUACAUCUUCUGCCCGGUCUAUUGACCAUUGCAUUGUUACUCUUCCUCGGCGGCCUCGUAGUCUACGUCGCGCCUACGAAUACAGCAAUCUUCGGCAUCACCCUCGGCCUCACCGCGACCGCUCUGAUCCUCUACGCCAUCACCAUCACCCUCCCCAUUUUCAUCGCCCACUGCGCCUACAAGACGCCGAUGUCGGACUACAUCGCGUUCUUCGCCCAGGGUGUGAAGCAGACGGUGUACUUGUCCUUCAGGGUAAUCUAUCAGACGUGCCACUGCCCGCGCAUCUACUUCAAGCCCUGCGACCCGCCCUUCACGAACAAGACGUCGCGCAUGGAGUCCCUCGAGCUGUACGACGUGCGGCGGCACACGAACACCACGCUGAUGACGGAGACGCUGACGUGGCUCGUCCAGUCCUCGCUCAACACCAGCGCCGCGAGCAUCACUGUCCAGGCCGCAUCCGCGCACCUCUCGCCGUCCUCUGCGCUGUGUAUCAUGGACGGCGCCCUCACCUGCCUCCGCGUACUUGUCGACAAGCGCCCGCCGCCCUUGUCCCUGGCUACCGAGCACGCCCCAAGCAUCGAGCGCUUCGCGCGCGUCCUCCUCAACGCGUCCGCGUCGGUGUACACCGAGGAAAUGGUCCACCAGUUUUACGCCCAGCUCUGGCAACACCUGCACGUUCACCGGGCCCACAUCACCUCACCGCCUCUGCGCGCCGUCCUCUGCCUCGCGCUGUGGGUGCGCGCGUGCGGCGAGGCGGACCCGCUCCCCGACCGCGCGUGCCUGCGGAGCGCCUGCGAGCUGCUCGACCUCUCCUCGCCCGAGCUCGAGCUGCACCCGAUCGUCUGGGCCCAGCUGGACCAUAUGGCACGCGUGUGUCUCCUUCUGUGCGACAGCCGCUAUAUGCCGGGCUCGGCACGCAGGCGCUACUGGACAGCGUACAACGACGCCAAAGAUGCGACGGAUCACCAUUCGUAUAAGCCGCUGGGGGGCGGGAGGGACUCAUAUAGUUGCACGGCGAUAUCCUUGCAAGCGUACGCUCAGGGAUGUCGGUGGCGCGACGGGCAGAGAAAAUUUUGCUGUAAUUGGGAACAUCUCAAGCGGCUGGCCACGCCUACGGGGCACGCCCAGAAUGUUCAGGACGAUGGGGGGCGAGGCAGCAUGCUCGUGGCUGCAACCAGCGAUAGCGACCCAAGCAAGACCGGCGAUGGUCUUGUAGUUCCCGGCCACGUACUAGGCUACGAGAGCAUCGGCGGCCAGCCUGCUCAGAAAAGCGCCCACUGCGUUGCAGACAGCAGUCCCGUGGGUUCCGGGCAAACAAAUGGACCUGCAGCAUCAUUCUCUGUCACUUUCAACGCGCCUGCUGAUAAUCAGGAUUCGGAAGCCGCUGUAGGUGUUCAUAACUACGGACUCGAUCCAGCCGACGACUUCUUUCCCAAGCACUUUACGAGCGCGGAUGCUGCGGGGGCUUGCAGCGAGAGGUAUCUGACCAUAUCCGACGCCGCUGCCCCAUUGGUAGAGAAGAGGAUCCCUGCCAAUGACAAGAACACCUAUUUCCGCGAAGGUGAUGGCAUAAUCGAGCGCGAUCUGGAUGUAUUCGCCAGUUCGGGGAGAGCAGACGAUGGGAGCGAGGAUUUAAGUAGACUUCACAGUCAGGGUCAGGACUGA
Schizophyllum commune H4-8 is the source of this 2313-nucleotide messenger RNA. RefSeq lists its product as uncharacterized. The transcript is spliced from 3 exons. NCBI's taxonomy places the organism in Eukaryota, Fungi, Basidiomycota, Agaricomycetes, Agaricales, Schizophyllaceae. The record is from RefSeq and is a predicted model, not a curated record. Bases 1 to 2313 code for a protein of 770 amino acids.